Gloeophyllum trabeum ATCC 11539 is the source of this 1399-nucleotide messenger RNA. Its product is annotated as cyclic-AMP phosphodiesterase. Gene Ontology annotation, molecular function: 3',5'-cyclic-GMP phosphodiesterase activity; 3',5'-cyclic-AMP phosphodiesterase activity. The transcript has 7 exons. NCBI's taxonomy places the organism in Eukaryota, Fungi, Basidiomycota, Agaricomycetes, Gloeophyllales, Gloeophyllaceae. Bases 102 to 1187 code for a protein of 361 amino acids. The record is from RefSeq and is a predicted model, not a curated record. Gene Ontology annotation, biological process: cAMP catabolic process; negative regulation of glucose mediated signaling pathway; cGMP catabolic process.
CCCACCUCUAGUCGCGUCUGACGAUUGCUGAACGCGACAUCUAACUUAUUCUGCGGGGGGUAGACUUCGUCUGGGAGGUCGGAAGCAGGUCAGAGGCAUAGAUGUGUGCUUUUGACUUGGUCGUUUUGGGUUCGGGAGGGGGCCCAGACGAGACUAACUUAUCCGGGUAUCUACUUAAACCACGUGAAGCGUCCUGGGAAGCUGGGAUUAUCGCGUUGGAAGCAGGUUCCGGCAUGGGUGCCUUGGCCCGGAUUAUGAGGAAGCAUCCAGAAAUCUUCAGCUAUCAAUCUCCGGACCAGCACGUUACACAAGAGGAGGAUGACAGGCGGCAUUAUUCCGCUCGCGAUAUUUAUUCCAUGAUCAAAUGUUUUUUGAUCACCCACGCUCACCUUGACCACAUUUCAAGUUUAGUCAUGUCAGCAGGUUCCGUGGGAGGUUGUCGAAAGCGAGUAUACGGGUCUUUGCAGACGCUCAGAGAUAUUGAAGUGGUCUUCAACGGACGCGUCUGGCCUAAUCUUGCGUCGUGGGACGAACAAGAGGAGUCCUCUAGGCUUCUAUAUCAAAGUCUACAACCUGACAAGAAGUAUAUGCCAAUCUCGAAGGACAUCUCUGUAAUGAUGAUGCCCGUGAGUCAUGGCAUGGAUGAGCAAGGCGGGGUCAUCUAUGAGUCGGUCGCAUUUUUCAUCCGGCACGACAGCAAAGACCGAGAGUUUCUUUUCUUCGGCGACGUGGAACCUGACAGCCUGUCCCGGAACAGUCGCAAUGUAGAAGUUUGGCAAAGGGCAGCAAAGAAAGUUGGGCACUCGCUGAACGCAAUCUUUAUAGAGUGUUCCUGGCCAUCUACUAGACCCGACGAGACUUUAUAUGGGCACCUCAACCCACAACAUCUCUUGGCUGAGCUCACUGUGCUUGCUACCGAGGUGGUCAAAGUUCGCCCGAGACCGCGAGAGCACUGUCCACCGGCGCGGAAGCGGCAAAGGGUAGUUUCAAACACGUCAAAAGCCCCAGGUGUCUUGCAACAUGCUCUCGACGGAGUACGGAUCUACAUCACCCACUGUAAGGCCGAUUUCGACCUCGCUCGACCCGUACACCUCGAGAUCGCUGAUCAGGUGAGGACGUUGGUGGAACGGGACAAGUUGGGUGCAGAAAUCAUUGCGGUUGAACAGGGAAUGGUUAUCGCAAUCUGAGCGUCUUUCCCGCCCUCUGAAUCCUCUCGUGCAUGCAUAUUAUCUCUCGCAGUCUCGCAGAUCUGUAUAGCCCAAGUGUAGCACUAGCCCUUCCUCCUUUCUGACGGAUUUGUUGGUUUCAUUUGUAGUCUAAGUACGACGUGUCCAUAGCGAGAUGUAUCGAUCAUCUACAGUAUCUCAUCCUGAUUUGCGCAGGUUUGAUUAUGCGCUCG